Messenger RNA from Schistocerca piceifrons (Central American locust), 2666 nucleotides. Its product is annotated as TOM1-like protein 2. The coding region runs from base 68 to 1669 and encodes 533 amino acids. Gene Ontology annotation, molecular function: phosphatidylinositol binding; clathrin binding; ubiquitin binding. Lineage: Eukaryota; Metazoa; Arthropoda; Insecta; Orthoptera; Acrididae. Gene Ontology annotation, cellular component: endosome; membrane. The record is from RefSeq and is a predicted model, not a curated record. The transcript is spliced from 13 exons. Gene Ontology annotation, biological process: signal transduction.
UUUCUCUCCCAUUGACUUUUGCUGUGAGGGCGUGAGCUACGUCACAUGAUUCAUUUGUCAGUGAAACAUGUCGUUCUUCGGAGGUAAUCCGUUUGCUACGCCUGUGGGGCAGAGAAUAGAGCAGGCAACAGAUGCAUCAUUGGCUUCAGAGAAUUGGGCACUUAACAUGGAAAUAUGUGACAUAAUAAAUGACACAGAAGAUGGACCAAAAGAUGCUAUUAAAGCUAUUCGUAAACGUCUGCAACAAAAUGCAGGGAAGAAUUACACUGUUGUGAUGUAUACUCUGACGGUAUUAGAGACCUGUGUCAAAAAUUGUGGCAAAAGGUUGCAUAUUCUAGCAUGCAACAAGGAAUUUGUCCAGGAACUGGUAAAAUUGAUUGGUCCCAAGAAUGAUCCACCUACAGCAAUACAGGAGAAGGUCCUAAGUCUAAUACAGAGUUGGGCAGAUGCUUUCCGGCACCAGACGGAACUUUCUGGAGUAGUACAAGUCUAUCAUGAUCUGAAGCAGAAAGGAAUAGAGUUUCCAAUGACAGACUUGGACACAAUGGCCCCCAUUCAUACCCCUCAAAGGAGUAUCCCAGAUGCUGAGAUUGCUGUGGGUGUGCCUGCACGUACUACUUCUGUAUCGCCUGGGCCUCCAUCACCUAACAGCGCCCCCCUGCCAGCACCCAGCACGGUUGUUGGCCCUGCAGGUGACCAGCAGCAGGUGACUGUGCUUACAUCUGAUCAACUGGGAAAGCUGCAGAGUGAACUGGAUGUUGUACAGGGCAACAUGGCUGUCCUUAAUGAGAUGCUUUCUGAGUUAACACCUGGCAAAGAACAUCCAAGUGAUCUGGAGCUAUUACAGGAAUUGCAUGCUACCUGUCAGGCUAUGCAGCAGAGGCUUGUAGAACUGGUUGGAAAAUUAGCCAAUGAUGAAAUCACUGCAGAAUUAUUGCGUGUCAAUGAUGAAUUGAAUAAUCUGUUUUUGAGAUACAAAAGAUUUGAAAAUAACCGUGAGGCCAGCAAUCCAGCAGCAGCUGCAGCUGCAGCUGCUGCUGCCGCCACUGCCACUGCAGCAGCUGCAAAGGCUUCUGAGGCAGGAGACUCACUGAUAGACCUGAGUGAAGAUGCAGCACCAACAAGCCUCAACACGAAACUUGCUGGUUUGAGUUUGGGCAGUGGAAAUGCUACUUCUCAGUUGAGUAUGAUCAAUACUGUGCCAGCUCAGUCAGGAACACAGAAAGAUAUGAAAGAAAAGGAGGACAAGGACUUUGAUAUGUUUGCCCAAUCAAGAAAUGUUACUUAUGAAUCGUCAAAAAAAGGAAGCAGUAGCUAUCAGGAUAAUCUGGAGCCUGACCAGUUAAAUGGAGCCCUUGGAGCAGUAGCACAGACUCGCUCUCAGCCAGUCGAAGACUUGAUUGCGAUGCAUAACGAGAGUGACUUUGAUGAAAUGGCUGCAUGGCUAGAUGAAAGGCCUGCACGAUCUAGUGGCAGUGGAGCAGCUCCCGAGGAGUCACUGACUAGCAGUGAAUUUGAGCGAUUCCUGGCAGAGAGGGCAGCAGCUGCAGAGGCUCUUCCCACUGUUACCAACAGCACAACCAGCACAACCUCUACACUACAGGGACGUUCACAUCACCGGCAGCUUAAUAAGGAAGCUGACUCUGACAGCUCACUGUUUGCCUUGUGAGGUUAUUUGGUUAUACAGCUUCACUGUUUCUUUGCAGUCCAUCAUAUUCUUGCAGUAUAUGUACUUACGUGCUUCAUUCAGACAUGACACUAAGUACAUGCAGAAUGGGGAAACUAUUAAAGGAGAGAGUAUACAUAUUGGAUAUAAAGAGUAGCUUUUAAUUAUUCAUUUGAGACUGUAUCUAUGUUAAAACUGGGAAAAUGUUGUUAGCUCAUGAUGCACCCAUCUUGCAGUUUAAUACCCCUGACCCUCAAAUUAUGCAGGUAACAGAUGUUACUUUUUGUUGUUCAUCUUUUCUGUUUGAAUGAAUGAAGAAUAUGAAGCAACUGCUUGAUGUACCUGUAAUGUAAACACGUUUUGAUGUUGUUACUGCAUUGUUUUCUCCAUUGAUUGUGACCAGCAUGUAUUUGGUCAGGUAAUGGAUAACUGACUGCAACUCAAAUAAGUUUUGCAAAAUAAAUAGUAUUUGCCUUGCUGCAAAUCCACAGUGCUUUCAGAGACUUAUCAUAUGUUCAACUACUAUUGAUGCUUUUAAAAUAUGACAGAUGUAUUCAGUGCUUUGGCCUAAUCAUCAAUGAUAGCCUUGAUCUUUAACAUUCAAUAUUAUCCACUCUUCAUGCAGGGCUUCAUAAUUGUAAUUUCUUGUUCAUUUUGUCAUAUCAUAUACAGGAUCCAAAUUAUAACUGUUGCUUCAGAUUAAAUUAUUCAUUUAUGAUGUGAAAUGGUGAAUAAUUGUUCCACAAAUAAUAUAUAUUUCCAUGUUAUGUAAUGAAUACAUUGAUACAUUGUGAUGUUUAUUAUUAUGCAAAAUGAACUAUUUCUUUAAAAAGUCUUGUUCAGAGUUUUGAUUUAUUGUGUUGCUUGGGCUAAUUUUAAAUAAAUUGUUAUCCAGUGCAGACUGCCUUUCUUAUAAAAACAAAUUCAGUUAAUUUGAUUAUCAUUGUAAAUGAACUUAUUUAUUUCUAACUUGUUAAUAAAUACAGCAAUUAGUAGUAAA